Molecule: messenger RNA, 784 nt
Organism: Schistocerca cancellata (South American locust)
Lineage: Eukaryota; Metazoa; Arthropoda; Insecta; Orthoptera; Acrididae
Exons: 4
Coding region: 43-723 (226 amino acids)
Source: RefSeq, a predicted model, not a curated record
GAAGUCGUCUGGUUGCGUCCACAGUGCUCGAUAGCAGCAGAGAUGAGCUCAAGUACGUACAUCUUUGCAAUUGUGGUGCUGAAAGGAGUCUGCUCAGCACCAACAUCGCAGAUAAAGCCAGAUAAAGUUGCCAUUCUUGAACAAGAGAACGAUUUCAAUGGCAUCAACCCCUGGCGCUGGAGGUCAACACUGCAUGGUGUGGCAGGUGAUGGCGGCACAACGCACGAUGAUGGUGUGGGCCAAACGCAUAGUGACGGUGUGAACCAGACGCACACACCAUCUGUGACUGACUGUGCGCCAGGUGCUGGAUGCUGCAACGGGAGUGAGGCACUGUGUGGCACGAGGGUAGACAACACGACCCAGGUGGACAACACGACCCACGAAGACAACACGACACUCAGCAACAAGAGGAGCGAUGGUCAGCCUCACGACGAGUCUACAUUACUGACAGCUGACGGGGAGUCAGAGGCGCUGGAGGGUGGCUACACGUGGACGUCUCCAGAGGGCAUCACAUACACUGUCACGUACACGGGUGACGUCCCCACGAUCAUCCAGCAGGGGGCAGGUGGGGUUGACAGUCCACUGGUGUCGCCGUUUGGUGGUGACCAGCCGCAGCCUGAGGGCCCAGAGAUAGACGUAUUCGGGCGGCAACCGGAUGAACCUGGCGUCCUCGGCAGGCCUUCGAUCUCUGGUAACGCAGCACUGUCUCUAAUAGGACGCUGAAAGCAACGUGCUACUCUGUGUAUUGAAUACAUUACAUGAAUUACAGAACACUAAAAUCCUA